AGACAUCAAUGUCAGAUAUAAGCCAAAGGUGAUUUUUCUUUUCGGUCUUAAACCGUGUGAGGAUAUCCUGUACUCGUAAUGUUGUUGAAAUAUUUCAUCAUCUUUGUUGCCACUUCCUACGUUCGCUGAUUGGUUCUUUUGUAGUCGUACGUCAUUUCAUUUUGACGAAAGCCAAUAAAGUGUACAAGCCCUGCGUAAACCCUGAAAACUGUAUAGUCAAAUACUCAGAGCCAACGUCUGGGAGCGUCUUCAACUUUUGGAUAUCAGCAGAAUCCCAAUCCCUCAACUAAAGGGAUUUCAGAGUCAUUGAGUGAGAAAAAAAUGGGCGACCUUCAGCUAACCACAAUCAAAGACGCUGCAGAUGUUCAAGAUGUUUCGUCUUCGAGAGUAGCAAUAAUACCCGAGGAGAAAGAUCGCAAGACUAACGUCGUAGGUGAAGCACAAGAAAGACCAGGAUGGGACAACAAGAUGCAGUUUUUAUUGGCAGCCAUUGGAUUCGCUGUUGGUCUUGGGAAUAUCUGGAGGUUUCCUUGGCUUUGUCAGAAAAAUGGCGGAGGUGCAUUCCUGAUUCCCUACUUCAUAAUGCUGAUAUUCGAGGGGAUCCCAAUCUUCUUUCUCGAGCUCAGCCUGGGUCAGCGCAUGCGCCAAGGGUCCAUUCAAGUGUGGAGCAGCAUCUCACCCUCCCUGGGUGGGGUGGGGAUUGCCACAACCAUCGUGUGUAUCUUCGUUGCCUGUUAUUAUAAUAUUGUGAUGUCAUGGGUGUUGUUCUACUUCGUCAAUUCAUUCCAGAAUCCAUUGCCCUGGAAAGAAUGUCCUAAGUUUGUUUCACACCCAGCCUCGAACAACACGGUGUUUAAUUCACCUAAAGAGUGCUUAAAAAGCAGCCCAACGGCGUAUUUCUUUCAUCGCAAAACCCUUCUCCACGCCGACAGCAUCGAAUCCACCACAGCAUUUAACUGGAAGCUUGCCGUGGCACUGGCUGUAGCCUGGGUACUAGUUUAUCUCUGCGUCAUCAGAGGAAUCAAAUCUUCCGGAAAGGUUGUGUACCUCACCGCUACAUUCCCGUAUGUAGUCCUCAUAGCAUUCUUCAUCCGGGGACUUUUACUGGAAGGUUAUGACGUCGGCAUCAAGUAUCUCUUCACUCCUAAGUGGGAGAAAUUACUGGAUCCUUUAGUAUGGCUGGAUGCAGCUACUCAGAUAUUCUUCUCACUUGGUUUGGCCUUUGGGACCAUCAUCGCCUACGCCAGCUACAACCCCAUGCAUGAAAAUACCUUGCGUGACGCCGUGACCAUAUCGUUAGCCAAUUGCAUGACAUCCUUGUUUGCUAGUAUCGUGGUGUUCUCAAUAUUAGGAUUCAGGGCUUCCUUUAUGAUGGCUGAAUGCGAGGAAAAGCGAAGCUUAGGAAUGAUGAACCUGAACUCUACUAUACAAAAUAUGAAUUUUACUGCAAUGCCAUCAGAUCAAAAGAACUCGAUUAUUAGAAAUACUACUCAAGCUGUGAUAGAUGCUCUUCCAAAGUGUGAUAUUGAGAAGUUUUUGACUGAGGCAGCAAGUGGACCAGGACUGGCCUUCAUUGCCUUCACAGAUGCCAUUAACCAAAUGCCAGGAUCCAACUUCUGGUCUGUCAUAUUCUUCCUUAUGUUGUUCUCCUUGGGCCUAGAUAGUCUCUUUGGGGCAUUAGAGAGCAUUACAACCGCUUUACAAGAUGUAAUGGGGUUCAAAAACAUAAGGAAAGAGCUGCUUGCAGGUCUGCUGUGUAUUUUCUCCAUGUGCAUGGGAUUCAGCAUGGUCACUACCAUAGGAGAAUACGUCCUGCAGAUGUUUGAUAGCUUUUGUGCUAAUCUUCCUUUGUUGUUUAUUGCUAUUAUGGAGUGUGUUGGUGUCUGCUAUAUCUACGGCAUUGACAGGUUCUCAGAAGAUAUUGAGUUCAUGACAGGCAGACAACCAGCAAUGUUCUGGAAAGUUUGUUGGAUGUUUAUCACUCCUGUUGCCAUGACAACCAUCCUAGUGUCAAGCAUCGUGUUGAUGUCACGAGGACAAGCAGUGUACUAUGCUUGGAAUGAAGGACUGGCUACUUACCAGGUACUUCCCUAUCCUGCCUGGUCAGUGUUCAUCAUCGUGGUGUUGAUACUUUCUUCAGUGAUUUUCAUUCCUGGUGUUGCCCUAUUACAGUACUUCAGGAACCCAAGGUCCAAACGAACAGCUUACAUCUCAUCAUGACAAGUACAAGAUAGCAGAUAAAGAUGUGUGCAGGAAAAAGGGAAAGAAAAGAACUGUAGAAAAUAGGAAAAAAUAGAUUUAGAAAUUUAACAAAGACAAAAUUAAAAGGGAUGGCAUUUUUUGUAAAAUUUGCUACCUUGGGUAAAAAGGAAACAACAAUUUCUGGGUAGGUUUGUUCCUGAAACUGAAUGCGAGGGGAAAAGCAAGGACAUAACUCAGGUGUCCCAGAGUUCCAGCAGAGUACGAAAAUGUCAUGUCUGUAUUGAGUCAUGGGGCGAUAGACAGGGAUGGUAAAUAUCAAAAAUGAGAUUUAUUUUUCCAGUCCAGUAUCCUGAAAAUCAUGCAUUCUUAUUGGCUGUUGGAGGGGGUGGUAAUUUCAUCUCUGACCCCAGCCCAGUAUCCUGGCUGCUUAAGCCAACUGCACGCGCAUGUGAUAAGGGAUUGCUAAACAACAAAACAAAUUACAUGACAAGUGGAAAAGAGAGUUUUUUUUUUUUAUUUUGAGGGUAUAAUCUUGUACUGUUUUUCUGUUUUUAGGUCUUUUGUUAUUUAUUGUGUAAAAGUUGUACGUAUACCCCCUAGAUGAGUGCUUUCGCUUUUAGGGUUGAUGUAUUGAACAAAUAUGUUUAAAUUAAAAAACUGUGCCCUCAGUCUUGAAAAGAGACCUUACUAUCAGCCUCAACCUGUAUAUUCAAGACCUCGGGCACAGAAGUUUCCCUAUCUGGACCUCCAUGCCAUACAAAGAUGCAACUUUAUGACUCUGACAAAAUGACUCAAGUUACUCAGAUAAUUCAAGCAGCUGUCCAAAUGAUGGUCCAAAUAAGGGAUGGUAACACCUUGUAGUCCAUCUUAAUAUUGCAUCAGUUGAUGCAAAGCAUACAGUCAAGGCUGCAAGCCGUUCAAAUUUGAAUAAUUAUCACUUGAAACUACCUUGUAGCCUCUGUUGAAGUCAACCAAUGUAUGGGAAUUUGGGAAUAAACACUUGAGAGUCCA
Molecule: messenger RNA, 3213 nt
Organism: Actinia tenebrosa (Australian red waratah sea anemone)
Lineage: Eukaryota; Metazoa; Cnidaria; Anthozoa; Actiniaria; Actiniidae
Product: sodium-dependent neutral amino acid transporter B(0)AT3
Biological process (GO): amino acid transport; nitrogen compound transport; sodium ion transmembrane transport
Cellular component (GO): plasma membrane
Source: RefSeq, a predicted model, not a curated record